AUGGGAGUCGGUGCAUGGAGUGGCUAUGUUUCGCUUCCCAAAGAAUUCCUGAACAACAUGGAGAACAUGAGCGUGGACUACGAUAUCAACCUGUUCUUUUGGUAUUUUGAGGCUCGACACAAUCCCUCCAGUGCUCCUACAUCGAUAUACCUAGGAGGAGGCCCAGGCCGUACCUCUCUUGACUCAAUGUCAGGCUUUCCGUGCAACAUCAACCCAGACUCGAACAGCAUGAAGCUAAAUCCGCUCUCCUGGAAUAAACAUGUCUAUGGCAACGACACAGAACACGACCGCACAGGCCUCGCGGACCCUGUGAAAUUUGCACAAGUUUGGUUCCAGGAAUUUCCGGACUAUAGAACCACCAACAAGAAGGUCUCGCUGUGGGGAACGUCGCCUCCCACUUGGCUUACUUGGCAUCGGCAAUGGCUGCAUCGAUACAAGGCUCAAGCUGCCAGCUUCCCUCACAUCGAAUACAACAACACUUAUGGGAUUCAGCUUUACAAUCAUACCAUGUACUCGGUUUUGAUGCAGAAUGUGACUGCGCCCAAGACAGGCUGCUAUGACCUCGUUGAUCAAUACCGAGUAGCUGCUGCCGAGGGUGAUUCGACUGGCCAGGGUACAAAUGAGACUGUCAACGCAGCUUGUCAAACUGCCUCAGCUGUUUACUUUGUUCAGGUCCUGGAAGCGUAUAUGGUCUGCUCGCAAUUUGAUCUCGCUCGUCUCCGAAUCGACUCUGAUGAACCUAACUACUUCAACGGCUUUUUCAACCAACGAUGGCCACAUAUUUCGCAUGACACAAAGACAAACGAAUGCAAAUUUACGGGGAUGGGCGUUGAAAACAUCUCCCUCGCCGCGGGCUUCCAUUCAGCUCCAUCUUUACGCGCGGCCGGAUAUGAAGAUGUGAGGACAAACAAGACCUACAAGGGUGGUGUCGUUCGCCAGCACGGAAUUUCUCGUUUUCGCGUCUUUCAAGGAGGCCACGCUGUUGCAGCAUAUGAACCCGAGACCAUCUAUCGUAUUUUCCAGCGGAGCAUGUUUGGCCUUGAUGUCGCCACUGGGCAUAUCAAGACCGAUUCACACUAUAGCUCGAAGGGUCCGCGGAGUAACUGGCACAUCAAGAAUCAAAUCCCUGUGGAAAACAGAGAGACUGUCAGCUACACGAACCAGCUUGCUUGA
This is a messenger RNA of Penicillium argentinense, 1173 nucleotides long. RefSeq lists its product as uncharacterized. Gene Ontology annotation, molecular function: serine-type carboxypeptidase activity. The coding region runs from base 1 to 1173 and encodes 390 amino acids. The transcript is spliced from 8 exons. Lineage: Eukaryota; Fungi; Ascomycota; Eurotiomycetes; Eurotiales; Aspergillaceae. The record is from RefSeq and is a predicted model, not a curated record. Gene Ontology annotation, biological process: proteolysis.